GGGCGGGGCUCCGGUUCGUGAGACGUACGUGUGCUUCACAGCCUUUAUAGCGCUUAGCCUCCGACACUAACCUAACGCUGAAGCUGGAGCCUGAAUCAUGGUGCUGCUUGAAAACGAUGCGUUUCUCACAGAGCUCACACGACUGUUCCAGAAGUGCAGAACAUCUGGCAGUGUUGUCAUCACGUUAAAGAAGUAUGACGGGAGGACAAAGCCGGCGCCCCGAAAGGGCCACGCAGAGUCGUUUGAACCAGCAGACAACAAAUGUCUCAUCAGAGCGUCUGAGGGCAAGAAGAAAAUUAGCACAGUGGUCAGCACCAAAGAAGUAAUCAAGUUUCAAAUGGCAUACUCCAAUCUCCUAAGAGCUCACAUGGAUGGACUUAAGAAGAAAGAUAAGAAAAGCAAAAGCAAGAAAACCAAAGCCACCCAAUGAGAAACAGACUCUGUAACAUAACCAUGGGUACCUAAACUGGCCUGUACGAUCCUAGGGAACAGCAAAGGCCUCCACUUGGUCUGGUGCUGCACCCUGCUUUCGACCCAUUCACCUGAGGCCCUCGGAAUCACUGUUCAUCCAUCCGGUGACUGCUUCAAUAUUGUGCCAUUGUCUGCAUGGUAAUGUCUCAUCCCUGGCAGUUUGGUGCCAUGCGAAGUCUGGAACAGAAAACCUGAGGAUUUCUCGUAACUUGUACAGGACGAAGCAAGUCAACUUAACUGAAUCUCCAGGUCAACAGCAGCUGUGUCACCUCUGGAGCCAAAUCCAUGGAGCCCAAUAAUUACCUGCCUUUCAUACUAUUUAAUUGUUAGAGUCCAUAUUUAUGUUUUAAUUUACGGCUGACCUGCAAGCUGUUUUGCCAUGUUUCAAUUUGGCCUUGUCUCAAGAAGAAUUAAUUGAAAUUUGUAUGUUUUUUUUUUGUUUGUUUAUAAUUGAAUGAGCGAUGAAUUUACUGUAAAGUUGCUUUAAAAAACAGAACUGAAUAAGGGCAGAUUUGAUGUAUUUUUUUUUUUAUAAAAACAGUUUUACUGUAUUAGACUUGAUAUUGGAGAUGAAAAAUUACUUUAUUCAAUGAUUUUAUUUUACCUCCCGAAGCACAAUGAAUAUGAUUUUUUUUAUUUUCUUUUUAGUUUCAUACCAAGCUAUAAAACAGACUGUCUGUCUUAAAUUGUUAAACCCGAACAAAACAAAAUGUGUAGUUUCAGUUAUUGUGGGUAAUUGAAAUGUGAAUUAGAUUUCUGAAUGAUGACAUGACAAAAAAAGUUUGUUUGUAAGUUGUAGAUUUUAUUGAAAGGCAUGUUUAAGUUAUGAAUGCAGAGACGACGUUUUGUCUGUGAUUCUAAUAAUGUACUUUCUGUUAAUCACAAUUGCAAGGCAGGUUUAACUACAGCUGGUAUAUAUCGUCAGCCUAUAAUAUCAUGCUCCCAGGUCCUGAUCUCAUGGACGAGGACUGCAGCAGAAGUUCAGAAAUAAAGUGCGCUGUCGAAAGUCA
Molecule: messenger RNA, 1481 nt
Organism: Anoplopoma fimbria (sablefish)
Lineage: Eukaryota; Metazoa; Chordata; Actinopteri; Perciformes; Anoplopomatidae
Gene: srp14
Product: signal recognition particle 14
Exons: 5
Coding region: 98-430 (110 amino acids)
Biological process (GO): SRP-dependent cotranslational protein targeting to membrane
Cellular component (GO): signal recognition particle, endoplasmic reticulum targeting
Molecular function (GO): endoplasmic reticulum signal sequence receptor activity; 7S RNA binding
Source: RefSeq, a predicted model, not a curated record